AUGAACUUUUGUGAUUUUCCUAUUAGCAAUUCAAAAGGAGUGUGUCAUAGGCAAAUAACUAAAGAAUAUGAAAAUAGUGGUAUAACUAAAUUUUUUUUAAAAGAUUUAAUAAAAGAGUCAUCAUUAAAAAACAAUGAUAGUAUAUCAAACAACCAAAUCAAAAAUGACGAAAAUAAUUUUCAACAAAAUGACAAAAAUCAAUCUUUUAACGUUUCUUAUACAUGGGAAACGGAUACAAUAAGUGGACUAAGAUUCAUAAAUGUUUUAAAUAAAAAGGAUAAAAAAAAAUUGGGGUUUCAAUGUAUUUAUUGUAGAGACAAACAGCUUUUUAAAAAAAAAAGUAGUGUAUUAUAUCACAUGGUUACAUUUAACCAUGGCUUAAAAACUAGUGUUAUAGAAGAAUUAAAGAUUGAGAGGAAUUUGGAUGAUAGAUUAGAUUUCAUCAAAAAUUUUAAUUUAGAAAAACCUACAACUGAAAAAAAGGAAAAUGAAAUUCAAAAAGAAUUUGUUAAUGAUUAUAAUUUAAUUAAACUAGAAAUAGAAUUUGUUUCAACUUUAAAUUUAUUAACACACGAAGAAUUAAAGACACUAUUUCUUUUGUUUUUCCCCGAAAAUUUAUUGUCAAUUAAUCAGUAUAUGAGUAAAGAAAAUAUUAUUGAAAUUUUUUUACUCAAUAUAAGUUCAAUUUCAGAAAAAUAUUCUGGAACUAUUAAAAAAAUAUAUAAUGCCCCUAUUCUUAAUAAAGAUGUAGAUCACAUAUCACUAAGUGAAUAUUUGAAUGAAUUAAAAGGCACAGUAAAAGGGGAAUCUAAUCUAAAAUAUGAUACGAAUAUAAAAAAUAAAGAAGUCAUUAACGAAUUAAUGAGUUUUAAAAAUAAAAUUUACGAAGAAAUAGAUACUUAUGAAGAAGACAAAAAAAAUGUAUCAGAAACAAAAAAUGAAAAUAAUAUCAAAGAUACACGAGAAAAAAAUAAAGAGGAAAUAAUAGAAAAUAAUAUAAAAGAAAUUACAGAACAAAAUAAAAAUAAUAUAAUACAAGAAAAUGAAAAUAACAUAAUAGAAGAAAAUAAAAAUAAUAUAAUACAAGAAAAUGAAAAUAAUAUAACAGAAGAAAGUAAAAAUAAUAUAAUACAAGAAAAUGAAAAUAUCAUAAUAGAAGAAAAUAAAAAUAAUAUAAUACAAGAAAAUGAAAGUAAAAAUGAUAUAACACAAAAAAAUAAAAAUAACGCAAUAGAAGAAAAUAAAAACAAUAUAAUACGAGAAAAUGAAAAUAAUAUAAUACAAGAAAAUGAAGAAAAUAAAAGAGAAAUUAUUAAAUCAACUGAAAAGAAUCAUAUCAUAAUAAAUAUAAAGAAUUAUGAUAUCUUUAAACACAAUGAUAAGUUAUUCAUUGAUUUAACAACACAUAAAGAAACAAAAGAUAAUAUACAAAAUACGGAGGACACUUUUCUAAUAAUUAAUAAUUCUUUAACUAAUAAUGAAGUGAAUAAUAUAGAAGUAAAACCAACUAAUAAUAGCUUACUAAAAAAUAUAAAUACCCAGAGAAUUAAUAACAAUGAUCAAAAAAAAGAAAACUCUAUAGGUGUUUUGUUAAACAUGAAUAAAAAAAUAAGAAAAAACAGAAAAAUAAAUGAAAAUGGAAAAAAAUAUACUACAAAUAUAUGUAAAAAAUCAAGAAAGAAUGAAAAAAAUUCAUUACAUGAAAAAUUAAAAAUAAAUAGUUUAUGCAUAGAAAACUCAGUUCAAGAAAAUUGUAUCAAGGAGAGCUUAACAAAUGAAAAAUCCAUGAUAAAUAAUUUAAUUGAAGAUAAUUUAGAUAAGGAGAAUAAUAAUUUAAAUAAAAAAAAAUACAAUUUAGAAAAUUAUAAGAAAAGUUAUUACGCAGAAAAAUCUAGUAAUCUAAUAAAUAAUUGCUUAAAUAGUGUAGAUGUAGAAAAAAAUAAUAACACAGAAGAUGAUUUACAUACUUAUAAUGAUUUAUUUUAUAUAAGAAAUAAUGAAAAAAAUAAUAAUGUAAAUUAUAACAAAAGUAUAAUAGAAAACAAUCAUAUAAACAAUGAAAGUAGUGUUAAAAUUAGUGAGGUAAAUAAUGAAAAUAAUUUAAAUUUAAACAAUGUUAAUACAAAAAAUACAAACAAUACAUUUAUAAGAAAGAUUAAUUAUGAAAAAAAAAAUAAUAAUAAUAAUAACAAUAAUAAAUUAGUAAAUCAAAGGAAGGGCAAUUGUAUUAUAAGUGUGAAAGAAAUAAAAAAAAAAAUCAUGAUAUCAAAUAAAACACUAAAGAAAAAUAAAAAACAAAAAGUAGAAUAUGAUAUUUUGUUAAGAAGGAAUGUAAAAAGUACAUAUAGUAGAAAAUUUUUAGAAGAAAAAAAAAUAAUGAACAUUAAGAAAAAACACACUAAAAAAACAGUAAAAGAUAAAAAACCAACAUAUGUAAAUUAUGAAAAAAAUAUUUGUAAAUUUAUAGGAAAAAAAAAGAACCUACUAAUUAGAAAAGCUACUAAUAAAGAACAUAGAAAAAAAUUCAUGAACAAAACAAAAAAGAAGAAAAUUGAAAAUAUUUGCACCUUUUUAAAUAAGGAAAUCAAGCAAUUAUGCAAUUUAUCUAAAGAAAACAUAAUUCAACAUGAUAACGUAAAUUUAAUGUGCACACGUUCUCACAGAUUAUCAAGAUAUAUAAAAAAAUGA
This is a messenger RNA of Plasmodium gallinaceum, 2688 nucleotides long. RefSeq names its product conserved Plasmodium protein, unknown function. NCBI's taxonomy places the organism in Eukaryota, Apicomplexa, Aconoidasida, Haemosporida, Plasmodiidae. The record is from RefSeq and is a predicted model, not a curated record.